AGUCAACGGAAGCUCGAGAGGUUCAAAAAGACCGUUGUCACUUCCGCGUUGUUAGAAAUCUGAAUCAGACGAGUUUCACCAGACAACGUUUUGUCAGCUGGAGCAUCCCUGCAUCCAGGCAGGAAAAACCAAACAGAACAGAACAGAGUUGUUAUGUCAGCAGAGUCCUCCCUGUUGCCGUUCCUGAACAUUUCCACAUCUUCAUCAUGUCUCUGUACGACAGCCCUCAUCUUUUGCUCGGCAGGAUCCGCUUUUUGAACAAAUGCGUCGAGAGUUUCAAGAGGAGCGAACCGGUGCCUGAAAGUCUGUGUUAUGUCCCCAAAGAGGUGUGCUACAAAAUCUGCAAGGAUUCGUCAUCCUGCUCAUCGGUCUCGGCUGGAGCCUCUACAGGGGGCUCCACCACUGGAAAAACCCUCCUGUCUGUCUUUGAAAGUCCUCAUCAGAUUUCCCACAACAAGAAGGCCUACAAGUACAACAUUGAACCAAAGAAAGGGACAUGCAUCCGGACUACAGGAGAGGAAUACUGCAACAGCCAGGGUCUUUGGGUCAAGAUGAAUAAGGAGCAGCUGGAGGAGCAUCAUCCCAGCCAGGAGCUGGAGGAAGGCUGGAUCCUGGUUUGUAAACACACAGAAGGAGGGGACAGGUUGGUUCCCGUGGAGUCCCCAGAGACCAUAAACAGGCAGCAGCAGCUCUUCGGCUAUGACCACAAACCCUGCACCAGAUGGGAGCAGGUGGUUGAUGUGGAUAGCGCAGUCUACAUCGGCUCCAAACCCAAAAUUGCAGAUUGUGAUGCCGCCGCUGUCGAAAAGUUAAGGUAUGUUCCUCCAACAUGGACGUAUGAAUGUGAUGAGGACCUGGUUCACUACUUCUACGACCACAUAGGAAGAGAAGACGAGAACCUGGGGAGUGUGAAGCAGUGUGUGACCAGCAUCGAUGUGUCUUCAUGUUCAGAGGAUCCGAGUGGGGGGGCGAGCUGUCUAACGGAUGGAGACAGGGACACUUACUGGGAGAGUGAUGGGAUGCAGGGGCAGCACUGGAUCCGACUGCACAUGAAGAGAGGAACUGUGGUCAAUAAACUGAUUUUGACCGUGGACUCGACAGACGACAACUACAUGCCGAAGAGAGUCACCGUUUAUGGAGGAGAAGGAGACAAUCUGAAGAAGCUGAGUGACGUCACCAUAGACGACAAUCUGAUAGGAGAGGUGUGUGUCCUGGAGGAUAUGACCUUUCACCUGCCUGUUAUUGAAGUUCGAAUUGAAGAAUGUAGAGAUGAGGGUAUUGACGUACGGAUUCGAGGUCUAAAAAUCAAGUCCUCGUGUGAGAGGGACCUGGGUCUGAACGCUGAUGUUUUUCAGUCCUCUAACCUGGUGCGAUACCCGCGUCUGCAGGGCACCCCGCCUGACGUCCUGUACCGCAGAGCGAUCGUUCUCCAGAGGUUCAUCGUCCUUCUGGACAAUGUGCUGCCUCACCUGGUACCAGCCUGGGACUACAGCCUGGGAACGUUCAACCAGGUUAAAAGCAUAAAGCAGUUCCUUCUGCUGUCCAAACGUCGCUCCGCCCUCAUCACUCAGUGCCUGAAAGACUCAGAGACCAGUAAACCAAACUUUAUGCCUCGACUCUACAUCAACAGGCGUCUGGCCAUGGAGCACAGAGAUAACCCGUCUCUCGACCCCAGCUGCAGGAACGCAGUGUUCAGUCAGGUGUAUGAGGGCCUCAAACCGUCUGACAAGGUUGAAAAGACUUUGGACUACAGAUGGCCCUCCCGUUAUGAUCAGUGGUGGGAGUGCAAGUUCAUCGCAGAGGGAAUCAUCGACCAGGGAGGAGGAUUUCGGGACAGCCUGGCAGACAUGUCGGAGGAGCUUUGCCCCUGCUCAGCCGAGUGUCCUGUGCCUUUGCCGUUCUUCACCAGAACCUCCAAUCAGGGUGCUUUAGAGGCCAGAGAUUACUACGUCCCCAACCCGUCCUGUAAAGACUUCCAAAGAUACGAGUGGAUUGGUCAGCUAAUGGGAGCUGCUCUCAGAGGGAAGGACUUCCUGGUUUUGGCUCUGCCAGGGUUGGUGUGGAAACAGCUGACGGGAGAGGCCGUCAGCUGGAAGAAAGACUUUCCUGCUGUCGACUCGGUGCUGGUGAACUUGCUGGAAGCCAUGGAGAACAUGGACAAGGAUACCUUUGAGUUCAGGUUUGGCGAGGAGCUGGUCUUCACAACCCCACUGAUCGACGGCCAGAUCACCGAGCUCGUCCCCAGCGGCAGCAAUGUCUCCGUUCGAUACGAGGACCGGAAGGAGUUCAUCCGCCUGGUGCAGAAGGUUCGGCUGGAGGAGAGCAAGCAGCAGAUUGCAGCCAUGCAGGCAGGGCUGCUGAAGGUGGUUCCUCAGGGUGUUCUGGACCUUCUUACAUGGCAGGAAGUGGAAAAGAAAGUGUGUGGGGACCCAGAGAUUACUGUGGAAGCUCUUAAACGCCUCACACGUUUUGAAGACUUGGAGCAAAGUGAUGUCAGAGUGCAGCACUUAUGGGAGGCUCUAGCAAACUUCACCAACGAGGAUCGCAGCAGGUUUCUGAGGUUUGUAACUGGUAGAAGUCGACUUCCUGCACCGAUCUACAUCUUUCCAGACAAACAAGGCACUGAAACAACUGAUGCUCUUCCUCAAUCUUCCACAUGUUCCAGCAUCCUUUAUUUACCCAACUAUCCAAGUGCAAAGGUUUGCGAGGAGAAGCUACGAUACGCGGCUUACAACUGUGUGGCUAUCGACACCGACAUGAGCCCCUGGGAGGAGUGAUCUCUCAGCUGCUUCACCAAAUGCUGCAUGUUCACAACAAAAAAUCACAACCUGUCAAGAGAAAUUUCACCAAAUCCUCACAACUGUCUGUUAGCAUUUGCUUUAUGUGUUUAAGGACGUAUGUAGAAACAUGAAGUGACUGAUUGAGACUUUUGUUUAUUUGAAUAAAAGCAAACG
Nothobranchius furzeri (turquoise killifish) is the source of this 2954-nucleotide messenger RNA. It is a transcript of the gene hectd3, whose product is annotated as HECT domain containing 3. The record is from RefSeq and is a predicted model, not a curated record. Gene Ontology annotation, biological process: proteasome-mediated ubiquitin-dependent protein catabolic process. Lineage: Eukaryota; Metazoa; Chordata; Actinopteri; Cyprinodontiformes; Nothobranchiidae. Gene Ontology annotation, molecular function: ubiquitin-protein transferase activity.